AUGUCUGGGGCUACGAAUUCUGUUGCUCCUCAAGGAGCAGGUGAUAAAAGUGUUAGUCAUCUAAACCCUGACUAUGACAGGGAUAUGACAGACGAUGAAGUCGAUGGCUUGACCAACACUUUGGGUCAAGUCCAAAGGGCCCAACAAAGGAAUCUGAACCAUAUUGAAGUUCCUGAUGAUGACAAGUUUUAUGUAGAGGAACCUCCUACCUCACCUGUUACACCCACUCUUACAUCUUCCCUCACUAAGAGGAUUGCUAAAGCAUACAGUUAUGUUGAUUCACUUACUCCUACCACUAAAAAGCUCAUAUAUUCCAUUUCUGGUGUUGAUGAACCAAUUCCUACUGUACCUGAUCCUUGUGCAUCAUUUGUAGCUCCCUCUGUUCCUUCUAGUGUCUCAAGCAACACAUAUACCUUCAUGCAGUCUAACACUAGAAUUGCAUCUUCUCUCAAAUCCACCUAUGAAAUUCCAUGUCCUAUUAUUUUCAACCUCACCAAGGUGAAAGUCCACAUACCUCUUACAGUACUCACUCCUUUGGCACUUCGCAAGAUCCACCAGGACCCAUCAUGCAUCAAGAUAAUGAAAGGACUCGUCAACGAUCCUAAACUAAGUGUUAUGGAUGCAACAUCAUCUGGGUUCUCACCGGUGACAAGUUUACUGGCAGAUCAAUUUAAUGAAGCCUUUGGGAACUUCAUCAAGAAAGAGACAAUUUUAGUGAAAACUAUCGCACCAUUCUUGUGUUCGAUAUCAAGGCAUGCAGAAAGUUCCUUUAACACCCUUACUUUUAUGGACAGACCUGCAUACCUCGACCAAUUGGAAAGAAUCAAAUCAAUACCAAACUGGAAAACCAGUCUUCAUCUUCUAGCGGUUCUCAUUUCCAACCAUACCCUCCUAAGAAACCCGACCAUACCUUGUCAGGAGGGGGCACAUCCUUUGAACGAUAGCAAUGGCAAGCCCUUCAUAAGGGCAAAGGAGCAUCAACUGACCAACUCCUUUGCAUGA
Messenger RNA from Suillus subalutaceus, 1002 nucleotides. RefSeq lists its product as uncharacterized. NCBI's taxonomy places the organism in Eukaryota, Fungi, Basidiomycota, Agaricomycetes, Boletales, Suillaceae. The record is from RefSeq and is a predicted model, not a curated record. The coding region runs from base 1 to 1002 and encodes 333 amino acids. The transcript has 3 exons.